AUGUACCACGAGCGGCAGACGCGGCAAAUGUGCUUAGUUCAUGCAUUAAAUGCAUUGUUUCAAAAACCGCAAUUCACCGCUGAGACAUUAGAUGAAAUAUGCUAUUCUCUGAGCGACAAACGAUGGUUCAAUCCUCACAGAUCUAUGCUUGGUCUCGGAAAUUAUGACGUUAAUGUGCUCAUGUCAGCUUUAGGAAUGUAUGACUAUCAGCGAAUCCGCUUCGAAAAUCUGGAUGCCAUAAUCGUUAACGUCCCCACUGGAAAUUAUAUUCCUUUCUGGAAAGGACGUCAUUGGUACACUAUCCUUCGUCAAGAUAACAGGUUUUUCAAUCUGGACUCGAAACUCAGUAAACCCGAAGAAAUCACUGACAUAACACAACACUGCCGCAGUCUGCUCUCGAAAACUGAAGACUCCAACCAGCUUUUCCUAGUCGGAAAAGGUGAUCCAACGGAUUUUGUUUCUGUCAACAGGAGUGCAUUCCACGAAUUGCUCAUAGUAUGUGACAUAUAUCAUGGAAAAAUAAAUAAUCAUCAAGCACAGGUGAGGUUGAACAGUGAGCUGUAA
Molecule: messenger RNA, 564 nt
Organism: Cylicocyclus nassatus
Lineage: Eukaryota; Metazoa; Nematoda; Chromadorea; Rhabditida; Strongylidae
Source: the annotation of a GenBank genome assembly